AGGCAGAAAUCAUUCGAUCAACAGAGUCGAAAGCCACAUCGUCGCACUGCAAAAGUGAUAAAAGCUCCUCAUCGCCAUGUACAAGUUUGUCGUCCUCCUCGUCGCCUUGGCGGCCGUCGCGUCGGCAGCUCCGGGAGGCAUAAUCGCCGCUCCGGCUGCGGUGGUGGCGCACACUCCGGUCGCUACCAGCUACGCGAACACCUACAAAGUAUCCGUGAAGAGUCCGAUAAUCGCCGCUGCUGCCCCGAUCGAUUACGUGCACACCUACGCUGCCGCACCUGCUGCAACUUACCUCAAAACGGCCCCCAUCGCUUACGCCGCUCAUCCUGCACCCUUGGCUUACGCCGCCGCCCCCGCGUACGUUCGGGCCCCGGUCCCCUUCGCUUACGGAUACGGAGCAGCGGCUUACAUCCACUGAUCGUGGGAAAACGUCGACUGGAUGAGCCCGUAACAACUGUAAAAUUGUUCAUGGAAGAAAGACUAAUGAUUUGAUACUGAAUAAAAAUUUUUUUUUCUAAAAAUAUACACAAAAAGCAUUCGUUAUGAAGAAAAA
Molecule: messenger RNA, 553 nt
Organism: Athalia rosae (coleseed sawfly)
Lineage: Eukaryota; Metazoa; Arthropoda; Insecta; Hymenoptera; Athaliidae
Product: cuticle protein 12.5-like
Exons: 1
Coding region: 77-418 (113 amino acids)
Source: RefSeq, a predicted model, not a curated record